AUGGGUUCUACGCAAUUCGGCAAUUUCAACGACUUUUGUCGAGAUUCAACUUUGCCAGUUUGCAAUCUCUUUGUUCCCAAUAAUCAACCCCCUAAUAAAGCCUAUGACGGCUGUGCCCUCACCGGUAUCCACCUUAGCGAUGACCGAUACCUCAGCAACUUAGGGUCGAUAUUGUUAGCAUUUAUCGCGAUUGUGACAUCAUUGUUCCUGUUAUGGCGAUCAGAGAGAAAACAGGCCGCCGUUGGGCGAAGAGAAAUGCAAUUGUUCCUGCUUGGAUUCAUCAUCGUUGAGAUUUGCGAAAUCUUCUCCGUUGGUGGCUUCCCUUUGGACGGCGCCGUUCGAAAGGGAUUCUCCGCCGCCCACAUUGCGGCAAUCACUGCGACGUGCUGGAUCCUCUUCUUGAACGCUCUUGUCGGUUUCCAGAUUCUGGAUGACGGCACACCUGUCUCCCUUGGUCUUUGUGCCGUGUCGGCCUUGAUCUUUUUCGUCGGCACAGGGUAUAUCGCCUUGGAUACUGCUUUCGACUGGACGGGAAAAUUCGCAGCGGACCCGUCCAAUAACUAUCGCAACAUCGCCCUCUAUGUCUUGUACCAGCUCUUUCCUCUGGUUCUUCUCGUGGCCUUCUUCAUUCUUGAAGCCCUGUUAGUGAUCCGGGUCCUGGGUGAAUACCGGCCAAUGUUUUACCUAACGGCCGCCGGCCUGUUGUUUGCUAUUGGCCAGAUCUUCAACUAUGUGAUCAGCACCCAUUUGUGCCAUGCAUCCGGCGGCAAGAUCAAUGGCGCCUUGUUUGAGACGCUCUUUACUCUCUUGUCCGUUGUCGUAAUCUGGGUGUUUUGGAGCAGUAUCACGGAGGAUGACUGGCCCAUGUCUGCGACCGUCGGCGGGGGAUACAGCUAA
Aspergillus clavatus NRRL 1 is the source of this 897-nucleotide messenger RNA. Its product is annotated as chitin synthase export chaperone. NCBI's taxonomy places the organism in Eukaryota, Fungi, Ascomycota, Eurotiomycetes, Eurotiales, Aspergillaceae. The coding region runs from base 1 to 897 and encodes 298 amino acids. The transcript has 7 exons. Gene Ontology annotation, cellular component: endoplasmic reticulum membrane. Gene Ontology annotation, biological process: protein folding. The record is from RefSeq and is a predicted model, not a curated record.